This is a messenger RNA of Labeo rohita (rohu), 2823 nucleotides long. RefSeq names its product ADP-ribosylation factor-like 8 (gene arl8). Gene Ontology annotation, molecular function: GTPase activity; GTP binding. The transcript is spliced from 6 exons. Bases 487 to 1026 code for a protein of 179 amino acids. Gene Ontology annotation, biological process: intracellular protein transport; vesicle-mediated transport; protein localization to Golgi membrane. Gene Ontology annotation, cellular component: cytoplasm; trans-Golgi network. The record is from RefSeq and is a predicted model, not a curated record. Lineage: Eukaryota; Metazoa; Chordata; Actinopteri; Cypriniformes; Cyprinidae.
UGUACACAGGACACAAGAGAGAGCGAGCGCUUAUUAUUUAUCCAGGAGCUGCACAGACAUACACACGUACACACGCGCUGCAGUGAACUCUGUGUGCCUCAAGUUUAUUCCCUUGAGCUCUACCCGAGUACUUACACGUGUGUACCCAGACAAAGGGAGCUGAUGUGCGUUUUUUGUCCAUAAGGAAAAUGUGGAUGAGGUCAGAGCGAUCUGGGAAGUGAAGAGGCUUGUGUUUGGAGAGAGAUGUACCCGCCGCGCUCGCAUAUAUCGCACACUUGAUCUGACCUCACAAAAGAAGUAGUGCUCGGGACCUGCUUACCUGUGUGAACACACCGUGGACAUACACACACCGACACACGGGGGCAUGUACUGAGUUACCGUAGCCGCAUGGGGUUUAUGAAGAAAUAACGGCUUCACGGACAGCUGCUGUAGGCCUCUCCGCUAAACUCACCCUCACCGGACACGUACUCUCGCCCACCAGGAGAAAUGGGUCUAAUUUUUGCCAAACUAUGGAGUUUCUUUUGUAAUCAAGAACACAAGGUGAUUAUUGUGGGGCUGGACAAUGCUGGGAAAACCACUAUACUUUAUCAAUUUUUAAUGAAUGAGGUGGUACACACGUCUCCUACAAUUGGCAGCAAUGUGGAGGAAAUAGUGGUGAAGAAAACCCACUUUCUGAUGUGGGAUAUUGGUGGUCAGGAGAGUCUCCGCUCCUCUUGGAACACAUACUACUCCAACACUGAGUUCAUCAUACUGGUAGUGGAUAGUACUGACAGAGAAAGACUAGCCAUUUCUAAAGAAGAGCUCUACAGGAUGCUAGCGCAUGAGGAUCUACGCAAAGCUGCGGUGUUGAUCUUUGCUAAUAAGCAGGACAUGAAGGGUUGUAUGUCUGCAGCAGAGAUUUCCAAAUACCUAACCCUCAGCUCCAUCAAGGAUCAUCCCUGGCACAUCCAGUCUUGCUGUGCGCUCACCGGAGAAGGGCUGUGUCAAGGUUUAGAGUGGAUGACCUCAAGAGCUGGGCUCAGAUAGCCUCUGAUUCUACCUGUUGGACUGAUUGACAGCGAUUCCCACCGGUGGCAUCGCAGACUCAUCACAUUGGCUGCUUAUGUUUUAUUUUUAAUCUCUUAAUCAGAAUUGCCACUCUGCAGCUGAACUCUCCGGACACCUACCUCAGCUCGGAUUUAUCAGUUACGUGAAUCUGGUUUGACGGUCUUGCCGAUCAAUACUAUAUCAGGCGCGAUUGGAUUUUUAUACUGGGUGUAUAGUAUUUGAACUUAAAGAGAGGCACUACAGUGCUGGUAUGUGUUUGUGAGGAGGGACUGUGUUUUUAACACUCUGGCAGUGGAACAGAAGUUCUCCAAAUAAGUAUAUUAAGCUAAUCAUGUAUGUUGUUCUUUACAUCUACUGGGAAGAAAUGAUUUGAAUGGUUGAAAUGUUAGUUUUUCACUUUGGGAAUCUUUGGGUCAAUUAUUGUUUUUGUUUUUGGUUAGGCUUUUUGGGUAUCAGGUGUUUAAAGUGCCAUUGGUACCCAGCAACACCACUACAUAUCAUGAAUACACCUGAGCAUAUCACUUAGUACACAUUACCUCAAUCAUUAGUUACAGUUAGAGGGUGCUGUUACCAUUUCAGAUGUGGCCAUUACAGCUUGAAACAUUUAUGUGACAUGCAAUUUGAACACCAGGUAUGAUCAUCGCUGUAACAUACAGCAGAGUGGCUUUUUUAUUUCUGUUUGAAAUGGCACAUGUUAGAAAGCAGCAGUUGGCUGGACUUGUUGAAAUGUCUGUUACAGAUGUGUGUGAGAGAGAGUGUGUGUGUGUGUGUGUGUGUGUGUAUGUGAAAAUUUCCAACCAACCUCACUGCAGGGGAACCAGCAUGUUUUUAAUAACCAUUUUCUAUGCUGGAGUGUGCUUUUAGCAUAAAGGUCCUUCAGUUAUUAUGAGGAAAUAAUGUUCAAAAGUAACUCGGUAUUAUGAUUUUUAUUCACUGCUGUUGCUAUAUAAGUAAUUGCAGUUUUAUUCAGAUUUGUUCUGCUCCAGACUUUUUUUUUUUGUCAUCCUCCUUUUUUUUUUCAGGUCCGGUAUGAGCGCAUGAGCACUAGUUCUCAUUCGUUUGCAUGGUGAUUUUGUCAAUAUGCUUCAUUGGUUCUAGAUUAAAACUCCUGUGUUUUCACUGCUUUCUCCAUCUUCUCCAAGCCCUGUGCUCAGUUAAAGGAAACUUAAGAGUUGGAUGCAGCGUCUACAAAUUGGUGCUUUCACUGACAUUUUUCCUUCCUACAUUGAAAUCUAUUUGCAUAAUUGUUAUUGGAUGCUGAUCUAGGCAAAUCAAUCCCAUGGAUGCGUCUUUCUGUUUGCAAGGGUUUUAUGUGGUGACUCUUUGAGGUCAUUACCUGACUAUUGUGGAUGUGCUGUUUAACAUUCAGUAACAUUUCACAUGCAGACUUCUCUGAAUUUGGCUGCCAUGUCCAUUAACAUAAAUGGUGUCAUUGGUCAGAUUUAUAUAAAAUCUCUGUCUGAAACAGUUUGUAUCAGUGUGUGUGUGUUAAUAUGCAUUAUUACAAAACUGGUAUGAGUUUUUAUUGUACCAUGUUGAAUGGAGGUCCUUAGGACAAAAACUAUUUAAAAGCAGAAAUGUGGCUUACCGUCAGAGUGGGAAUGACGUGUUUCUGCCAGCGUUUCAGAGGAGUGUAAUAGUCUGUUUCAUUGCUGAAGCUCAUGGUCAAACCAUUUGGUUCUCAGAUGUGCCAUUACCAAAUGAGCAGGUGAAAUCUGUAGCAACUUUCCUAAUUCUUAUAGUUUUAUAAUAAAAGCUUUUAUUUUGAAAUCUGAA